Myzus persicae (green peach aphid) is the source of this 2730-nucleotide messenger RNA. Its product is annotated as voltage-dependent L-type calcium channel subunit beta-3-like. The coding region runs from base 144 to 1709 and encodes 521 amino acids. Gene Ontology annotation, molecular function: protein binding; high voltage-gated calcium channel activity. NCBI's taxonomy places the organism in Eukaryota, Metazoa, Arthropoda, Insecta, Hemiptera, Aphididae. Gene Ontology annotation, cellular component: voltage-gated calcium channel complex. The transcript has 8 exons. Gene Ontology annotation, biological process: calcium ion transmembrane transport; neuromuscular junction development; regulation of voltage-gated calcium channel activity. The record is from RefSeq and is a predicted model, not a curated record.
GAAACGUUUCAUUUUAAUUCCGCAUUGGUGAAAACGAAGGUGAAUUAUCCCGAAGUUGAUAUGUACAUGAUAUUUCAAUCGAUCCGUUCCCCGUAGACCAUAGUGCAUUACCGUCGACACUCGACAUUCUCAACUACCAAAAAAUGGCAUGUGGCUUCAGUUCCGUGGACGGCGGAGACCAGAAUCCAUUGUUGCAAUCGCUACCUUGCUCGACUUCAAAACCAGUGGCAUUUGCCUUACGCUCAAAUGUCGCAUACGAUGGCAAUUUGGAUGAUGACUAUCCAUUACAAGGCCAUGCAAUCUCAUUUAAGACUCAAGAAUUUAUACAUAUCAAGGAAAAGUAUGAUAAAAACUGGUGGAUUGGUCGUCUGGUGAAGGAAGGAUCUGAUCUGUGUUAUAUACCAUCACCUACCAAACUCGAAAUCAUGCGUAUGGUUGACCAAUUAAGUUCAACAAAAAAUUCAGUAUCUUCAAACUUGGAUGGUAGUCCUACUGCAGGAGGUGGUCGUACAUCUGCUCUAACUGUUCCAGCUGUAAAAUAUAAACGAAAUAUAUUUUUUAAGAAACAAGAUAUUUCACUGCCACCUUACGACGUUGUUCCUUCGAUGAGGCCAAUUGUGAUAGUCGGACCAUCUUUAAAGGGAUACGAAGUGACUGAUAUGAUGCAAAAAGUAUUAUUUAACUUUUUGAAACGCCGUUUUGAAGGAAGGAUCAUUAUUACCCGCGUUAUGGCUGAUAUAUCCUUGGCUAAGAAAUCUCUUUUUAAUGACCCGUCGAAAAUAACUACCAUUGGAAAUAAACCUGGUUCCCGAUCAAACACCAUUGCUUGCGUGAAGGAACAAGUUGAACGUAUUUUUGAAUUCGGUCAAACAAUGCAGCUUGUUGUUUUGGAUUGUGAUACCAUCAACCAUCCAUCGCAAUUAGUAAAAACUUCUAUUGCGCCAAACAUAGUAUAUAUAAAAAUGAAACCAGAAGUCUUACAUCGUUUGAUCAAAUUAAGAGGUAAGUCACAAACUCGACAUCUCAAUGUUCAAAUGAUUGCGUCUGAAAAGUUGGCUCAAUGUCCAUCAGAAAUGUUUGACGUGAUAGUGGACGAAAAUCGGUUAGAAGAUGCGUGUGAUCACAUCGCUGGGUUCAUGGAGUCUUAUUGGCGGGCGACACAUCCACACCAGAUUCUGGACUCUUGCGAACAGUCACCAUGUACAAUGAAAAGAUCGCCAAAAGUAGAUCUAUCUAUGCUAAUACCGAAGACGAACGUUUGCACUUGCCCUUCAGAGUAUAAACCAAUGGCCCGUAGAUCAUCAGGCACGCAUAGUAAGAACAAUGAUUACGAACCUUACGAUCAACAAAGAAUGGAUAAUAUGUCACUUCCAGUCACCAAGUAUAAGACUCAUAAUCAAAAUCAGCAGCAACACGUUGUUGGUAACGUUUAUUAUGACCACCCGCUACGUCAGCCGCUUCAUAGUUAUCAUUCUCAGCUGCAACAAGAUUUGCAUAGUCACGAUGGUCCGCUACAUCAAAACCGUGUCAUGCAACUGCAUGGUCAAGAAAAUGAGCCGUAUAAUUAUGAAUAUCAGCAGUGUCAGGAUAAACGUUAUCUGCAUCAGUUUCAGCAUGAAAAUUACGACGAACCGAGGCAACAGCGGCGUAAGCGGCGUGAGCGACACGUGUCGUUCGAUAGGUCUGCUCUAAGUCGCGAUGAUGAGUAGACAGCCGCACCAGACACGAUAGGUGGUAUCUGGAUGCCAUCGAAUAUAGUUUUGUCAGCUGGUAAGACUAUCCGACAUCAUGAUCGAUAUCAUUUUAGCACCUAUCAAACACCAUCGAUCUGGCUAUAAUCAAUAUUUUAGUUACUAAAACCAUUCCGCAUUCUAAACAUAAGCCACCAAUUGCAAACGCUUUUUAUAGCUACAUGAUGUUAGAGGCCGUUAAAUGGUUUAUUUAUAUUAAUUUAUUAUUUUCUCAAUUAUUAUACUUAAAGCCAAUAUUCCCUCUCUGGUAAUCAUAUUCUUCGUAAACAUAAACUGAUCUACUAAUGAUAUAGCUUUGACCUUCUUUCCAUUCUUCUGGACAUAAUUAUUGCUGUUAGUAUAUUCGACACAUGUGUCAAAAGGCUAAUUCUUGUACGAUACUGAUCAGUAAUCACAUAUUUUCGUAGUUGUUUUUUUUUCGGAGUAAGUAUAGGUAUAAUUAUUUGCUCUGAGUCUAAAUGUAGACAACUUGUGUUGCCUAUGUAAAUAUUCUUAAUGAGUUAAAAAAAUUAUUGUUGAUAUCCCCUAGUUCUUUUUUCACAAGUUCAGCUUAAAUUAGAUCAAUUUUUGCAGCUUUCUCCGUCAUAAGGUUUUUGAUACUUAAUCAAAUUUUUCUUUAUUAUAACUCUGUAUUUAAUCUUCUCGUCGUCUUUUUCUAGUUUUUGUCCUAAUUCUCUCCUGUUGAGUUCUAGCGCAACAUUUUCGCACCCGUUUUGUUACCUUUUACAGAAGACAGAAGCAACCAAUGCUAAUUUUUGAUCCCGACCAAUAGGGUAGGUAUAAUAAACAACAUAAUAAUAAAGAAAACAGAUUUUUUUCUAGUGUUCUUUUUUCCCAAUCGUUACUAAUUUUUCGUAAUGAAACAGAAUGUAAGCCUUCCCACUUUUCCAAUUGCAUUCAUAUUAUUAUAUUUAGACACGACAUAUUGGUCGUCUCUGUAUGAUGAAAUAUGUAUAUAAUAUACAUAGAUAAUAUUAUU